Molecule: messenger RNA, 944 nt
Organism: Tyto alba (common barn owl)
Lineage: Eukaryota; Metazoa; Chordata; Aves; Strigiformes; Tytonidae
Product: basic phospholipase A2 A-like
Exons: 5
Coding region: 122-547 (141 amino acids)
Biological process (GO): arachidonate secretion; phospholipid metabolic process; lipid catabolic process
Molecular function (GO): A2-type glycerophospholipase activity; calcium ion binding
Source: RefSeq, a predicted model, not a curated record
GUAAAGCGGUUUUGGGACAGACGAGUCGUUUCAGCAUUUCCAGUGCGGAGCCCGCGGGGCGGCCACGGAGGGCAGCGAGGAAGAGGAGCCGGAGCGAUCCCCUGGCCCGGGUGAGAGGAAGAUGAAGGUUCUGCUGACGCUGGCGGUGCUGUUCGCCUGCAGUGUGUUCACAGCUCAUGGGAAGCUCCCGCGCGCGUUCACACCGGGACUCGAGGGCAGCACCGUAGGAAAUCUGACCGCCCACGGGUGCCACUCGGGAUGGGGCAGCAGCGGCACCUCGAAGGGUUCAAUGGACCGGUGCUGCCUGCUCCGUGCCUGCUGCUACGCCAAGCUGGCGGCACGGCGCUGCCGCGUGGGACCCAUCCAGCCCCUCUCAGCACCCCGGGCAGGAAUCCCCACCUGCAGCUCGGGGACCUGGUGCCAGAGAGGUGCCUGCAGAUGCGAGCGGGCAGCCCAGCUCUGCCGGUUGCGGGGCCGGAGGCUGCUCCGGCUGCGGGGGCUGCUCCGGCGUCGUGGCAAAUGCCGGGGACGAGCCGGGCGAUGUUGAAGCCAAAGGGCUCCUUGCAAAACCACCUCCGGGCUGAUAAGCAAAGGGAUGGCGCGGCCCGGGGAGGGGUUCCCAACCCGGGUGGGUCUCCCCCCCUUGGGGCUUUUUGGCUUCGCUGCGAGGACAACCACCCUCUCCGUGAAGCUGCGUCAUUAUACACUGGAUCCGAGGAGGGGAAGCGGCGCAGAUGCAAUUUUUCAGCGCAGAAAAACAAGGGAGGGGUGGACACCUGCACCUCAUCGCUGCAAAGGGAGAGAUGGAAACGAGCGCGAGCCUCUCCGCUGACACUCAUUUCCCCUUGGCUCGAGCUCCCCGUGCAGGCUGUCAGCUCCCUCUGCUUUUUGCUUCACUGCAAAUUCUCUCCUGUUGCUCCAAAAUAAAACCAGAGAGCGCAAAA